This is a messenger RNA of Purpureocillium lilacinum, 2256 nucleotides long. Its product is annotated as lysophospholipase 1. The record is from RefSeq and is a predicted model, not a curated record. Gene Ontology annotation, cellular component: cytosol; intracellular membrane-bounded organelle. Lineage: Eukaryota; Fungi; Ascomycota; Sordariomycetes; Hypocreales; Ophiocordycipitaceae. Gene Ontology annotation, molecular function: A2-type glycerophospholipase activity. Gene Ontology annotation, biological process: glycerophospholipid catabolic process.
AUGCAGGGCCUCAUCGCCGCGGCACUGCUUUGCGGCGGGUUGGUUGCCGGCCGGCCCGCAGCUCAAGCCGUCGGACCAUGCACCAAGCUCUCGUCAUCGACAACGAAGUGGGACGUGGUCAACUUGGGCUUCAGUGCCUCAUACGACUCAAGUACCACCCCGAAAUCGGCCAAUGGUUCCGUGGGCUCCAUCAGCUUCGAGCUAGCCAACGCCGCGGUGGCAUACCGGGCCAACUGCAGCGCGCAGUCCACCGAGGCGCCCGACUUUUUCGACGGCCAGCAAGAGUACCGCUCGACCGCGCUGGCGCCCGCUUCCGCCGCCGCCGCCGCCGCCGCCGCCACGGUCAAGUCGGGUCAGCACUCUGCAGCAAUACCAGGAGCAGCAGUAGCACCCGUCCUCGAUGCCCGACUGGACACUUCGUCCCUCCAAGAGCGUGCCAUCAACCGCUCGCCCCAAGGCUACACGCCCUCACCCGUCGACUGCCCCUCGCAGCGCCCGCAGAUCCGCAAUGGCUCGUCGCUAUCGCCCGAGGAGAAGGCCUGGCUCCCCAAGCGCCGCAACGACACCAUCCCGCACAUCCGCUCGCUGCUCAAGCGGAUAGCCAUACCCGGCUUCGACAGCGAUGGCUACCUCAAAAACGUCGAGAAAAAUGCCACGGCGUUGCCCAACAUUGGUCUCGCAGUCUCCGGCGGCGGCUACCGUGCCAUGCUCAACGGUGCCGGCGCCCUGGCGGCCUGGGACAGCCGCUCCGACGGCAGCCAGACCGCUGGUAACCUCGGCGGCCUGCUACAGAGCGCGACCUACCUGUCUGGUCUCUCCGGCGGAGGCUGGCUUGUCGGUAGCAUCUACACCAACAACUUUACCUCCGUCCAGGAUGCCGUUAACUCGCCGAGCAUCUGGAUGUUCGACGACUCCAUUCUAAAGGGUCCUGAACAGUAUAGUCUCCUCCAAUACUAUCGAAACAUCCUCGACGCCGUCGACGGAAAGGACCAGGCCGGCUACGACCGAUCCAUCACCGACUACUGGGGCCGCAUGCUGUCGUAUCAGCUCAUCAACGCUACCGACGGCGGGCCGGGCUUCACAUUCUCUUCCAUUGCCGACGAUGCCGGCUUCUCUUCAGGCAAGACGCCGCUGCCGUUCCUCAUCGCCGACGGCCGCGCUCCCGGCCAAAAGGUCAUUUCCUCCAACUCUACCAUUUUCGAGUUCACUCCCUGGGAGCUCGGAUCCUCGGAUCCAACGCUCGAUGGCUUCGUGCCCCUCCGAUACGUUGGCUCCAAAUUCAACAACGGCACGUUGCCCAGCAGCGAGAAGUGUAUCGAGGGCUUUGACAAUGCCGGCUUUGUCAUGGGCACCUCGAGCUCCCUCUUCAACCAAAUCGUCCUCUAUCUCAAGGACAAUACGUCCAACAACUACGUCCCAGCCGACGUGCCCAAAUUCAUCAUCGACGCGCUCACUAAAGUCCUCGAGGCUCUGGGCGAUAGCAGCAACGACAUCGCCGACUGGACUCCGAAUCCCUUCAAGGGAUGGAACGCUGCCAAGAACCCCGGCGCUGGCUCGGAGCGCCUCACACUCGUCGACGGCGGCGAGGACUUACAGAACGUCCCGUACCACCCGCAUCUCCUCCGAGAUCGCGCCGUCGACGUGGUCUUUUCGGUAGAUUCGUCUGCCGACACGGAAACGAGUUGGCCCGACGGUGCCUCUGCCAUUGCAACCUACGAACGUUCCAUCGAGAACAUCUCGGUCGGCACGGGCUUCCCCGCCGUCCCCGGCAAAGACACAUUCCUCAAUCUCGGUCUUAACACCAAGCCCGUCUUCUUCGGGUGCAACUCGACUAACCUGACGAGCCCUUCACCCCUUAUCGUGUAUCUCCCAAACUACCCUUACAUCUACGCCUCCAACAUCUCCACCUUCCAGAUGGCCAUCAAGUCCGGUCAGCGAGAUGCCAUCAUCCAGAAUGGCUGGGCCGUCGCCACGCAGCUCAACGCCACUCGCGAUGCUGACUGGCCUGUCUGCGUCGGCUGUGCCAUGCUGUCCCGCAGCUUUGAGCGCACAAAGACGGCCGUGCCGGACAAGUGCAAGCAGUGCUUCACACGCUAUUGCUGGGACGGCAGCCUCAAUGAGACAAAAGCCGCUCCGUACGACCCCAAUUACUUCAGCACCCCUAUCGAAGUGAAAAGCGCCGCCAGCGCCCUGGUUAAAGCCCCGGCCAUUGCCAUGUCUUGUGUAUUCAUCAUGGGCCUUGCAUUUGCCUUGUGA